UUAUUCUUUUAGUUGUUCUAGCUUCUUGUAAAAUGACUAACAUCACAAAUUUAGAAAAAUGGGUAUAAAAACAGAACUACACCUUAAUCUUUUUUACUCGUGAUGAUUGUAAUCAUUGUUAAAGAUUGGAAGAAGAAUUAGAAAAAGCAUCUGAAAUGAUAAAUGUUGGUACACCUGGAAGUAUUGGUAUACCAGUAGCUAGAAUUAAGAAUUAUGAACUUAAUAGAUAUCCUAUUCUAAGAUUAUAUGUAAAAGGAUUAUACACAGAACAUUCAGGAGAAUGGGAAUAAAAAAAAUUAGAAUAAUGGGCAGAUUUAAGAGCAUUAUCAUAUAUUACAGAAUCUGAUUCAGAACCAACAAUAAGAUGGAUUCAUGAAUCUCAUAAUAUUAGUGUUUUAGUUUUUAAUGACUCAUUUAAGUAAGAAUUGAAAUGGCUUAAAACUUUAAAACAUCACAUUCAUUUUACUUAUACUACUUUACCUAAUGCUAGAUCAUUACUUAGUGUCGAUGAUGAGACAACACUUGUAAUGUUUACAGAAAAAGGUAUCAAUAGAUAUGAUUAUGAUGGAGAAAUUACUUAUGAAAAAGUAUUUAAAUUUGUUGAUGAUCAUGAAGAUAAAUACUAUUAAGAAUUCACACAAGAGUCUGUUGAAACUGCUUUUUAUGAACCUAAAAAACCAGUUUUAUUUAUUUUUGAUGAAAAAGAAUAUCGAGAUUUAGCUAAAAUACAUCAAAAAGAGUAAAUAUAAUAUCGAUAAUUAUAGGAUUAAUACAAUAUUAGUUAAAUUGAAUUAAGUAACAGACAGACUUUUAAAUUUCUUAGGAAUCAAAGGUAUUUAACGUCCUUUAGCAGUUAUUUAUGAUUAAAAUAACUCUUAAAAGAAAUUUAGAUCAUAAUUUUCAGAUUUAAAUGAUCUUAAAAAAUUUGUUAAUAAUUUCCUUAACAAUAAAUUACAACCUUAUUAUAAAAGUUAAACACCUAUUAAAAAUGAGAAUUGGGAAAAAUAAAUACUUACUGUUGUUGGUGAAGAUUUACCUAAACAUGAUAAUAUUUUUAUUUACUUUUAUUCAAGUUGGUGUAAGAUAUGCUAAUAGUUUACUCCUAUAUUUGAAUAAAUAUUUUUAAAAUAUAAGGGAUAAAAAGCUUUUGGUAUGUUUGAUGCAAGCGAAAACGAAGUAUCCUAAACAUUUUUAUUCAUAGGUUCAAGAUUAAUUCAUUAAAGAAGUUCCAAUGAUAAGAUGGUACAAUGCUAAAACAAGAUAAAUUGUAACAUUUGAUGGGCCAUUUACACUAGAAGCCCUUAGUGAAUUUAUUGAUAAAUAAGGAAAAAAAUCUGUUUCUGAUGAUUUAUGAUGUGUAAAAUAUAUAUUGUAUUA
Molecule: messenger RNA, 1377 nt
Organism: Paramecium sonneborni
Lineage: Eukaryota; Ciliophora; Oligohymenophorea; Peniculida; Parameciidae
Source: the annotation of a GenBank genome assembly